Molecule: messenger RNA, 259 nt
Organism: Staurois parvus
Lineage: Eukaryota; Metazoa; Chordata; Amphibia; Anura; Ranidae
Source: the annotation of a GenBank genome assembly
CCCAGCAGUGCCACCUGUCAGUGUCCAUUAGUGCCAGCUAUCAGUGCUCAUCAAUGCCACCUGCCAGUGCCCAUCAGUGCCACCCAUCAGUGCCAGUCAGUGCCACCUAUCAAUGCCAGUCAGUGCCACCUAUCAAUGCUGCCAAUCAGUGCCAUCUAUCAGUGCCGCCUAUCAGUUCCAGUCAGUGGCGCCUAUCAGUGUGCAUCAGUGCCGCCUAUCAGUGCCCGUCAGUGUUGUGUAUCAGUGCCACUUAACAGUG